AUGGACCCCUUAAGCAUAUCGCUAGCAGUCAUCACACUUAUUGGUACCACGCAUAAAGUCAUUCGCUUCCUCAGCAAUGUCGAAAACGCGCCGCAAGAGAUGAGCGAAUGCCUGAUCGAGGUUACUUCAGCGUAUGCUCUCCUCAAUCAACUGAAAAACCGAUUAGAGGGAACAGACAAGAGCGCAUCCUGGUUCGACAAACUCAGUGCACUUCGGGUAGAGGGCGGCCCUUUCGACCAAUACACAACUGCUCUCGAACAGCUUCAGUCAAAGCUCGACCCCGCCCGAUCUGGUGUGAUACACCGAGUUGGAAAGGCGAUUGCAUGGCAGUUCAAAAAGAAGGAAUUAGAGGGGAUACUUGAAAAGCUUGAGCGUUUCAAGUCAUCAAUUCAGUUCAUUUUGGCAAAUAGUCACUUAGUAUCUAGCGAAUUGUCAUUAUCCAUCAAACAAGAUACUUCAGACAUAAAACAAACAACUCAGAAUUUCGAAAACAAAAAGGAGCGUGAAGAUCUGAUGAAAUGGCUCAACAAAAAUACAUUCGAUUACAGUGCGCUUCAAAACGAUAAGAUUAGAGACAGGAAGGAUGGAACCGGAAGCUGGUUUUUGACAUCUCCGGAAUUCGAAUCCUGGAAGACGAGCGAAAAUUGUUCCCUGAUCUGUCCUGGAAUUGCUGGAGCGGGAAAAACGAUCAUAAUAGCAAAAACUGUCCACCAUCUACGCGAAUCACAUCUUCCGAAUACCGGUGUUGCAGUCAUCUACUUUGACUACAAGAUGGCCGCAGACCAAAAACCGUCAAAGUUGCUUGCCUCUGUUGCACUGCAGCUCAUCACAACUCUCGAAACCCUUCCGGACUGUGUAAACGAUUUCUUUAAAAAACACAAGGGAUCGGCACCUUCUUGGGAAGAUUACCAGAACCUCAUUCAAGCGCUUGUUCCCGUCUUCAAUGACGUCUACCUUAUGGUCGACGCUUUCGAUGAAUUCUUUUCUGAUACUGAGGACCGCGAACAGUUCCUUGACUGUAUUCGUGCCAUCCAGAGUCAAUCACGUCUAAAGACGAUGGUUACUUCUCGACCUGGUUUCGUUCUCGAAAAAGAUUUCAACCAUAGUCAUUCGAUCGAAAUCCGAGCCUCGGACGCUGACAUGGAGGCAUACCUUGAGCAGAGGAAACGUUCUUGUUCAACCUGUGUUAAAAAUGACAAGACCUGGCCGAGUGUUCGUAACAACAUCAUCAAGGCUGCAGAUGGCAUGUUAGUAUCUCAACUUUGCGUCAGUUCUACAUUUGCCCCUAAAUUACAUACUCACCUAUAUCAAUCCGCACAUUCUCUAAGAAGUUUCAUUUUGUUUAGUUUUUUAUUUGGAUUCUGA
This is a messenger RNA of Aplosporella prunicola CBS 121167, 1365 nucleotides long. RefSeq lists its product as uncharacterized. Bases 1 to 1365 code for a protein of 454 amino acids. The transcript has 2 exons. NCBI's taxonomy places the organism in Eukaryota, Fungi, Ascomycota, Dothideomycetes, Botryosphaeriales, Aplosporellaceae. The record is from RefSeq and is a predicted model, not a curated record.